GAGAAAAUAGCAGAUCUGCUGCAGAUAGGGUAGGGGAAAGGGUCUAGAAUAUGUACACGCAGCUGAUUCAGGCAGGCUCCACGCUGGACGGUUACACAGAGAGGAAACAAUAAAUCUCAGCUACUAUGCAAUAAAUAUCUCAAGUUUUAACUAAGGAAACUACCAUUACAAUGAAAUAAAAAAAAUAACAUUUUAGAGCAAAGCUAACAAAUGGCUAGUUUUCUGUGAUUCUUCUUCAAAAGCUUUCUUUGAGGGGGAAAAAGUCAAACAAACAAGCAGUUUUACCUAAAAUAAAAACUAGUUUAAAGGUCAGAAGAAAGGAGCAGGUUUUGCGAGAGGCACGGAAAGAGAGUGCUGGCAGUACAAUGACAGUUUUCCUUUCCUUUGCUUUCCUCGCUGCCAUUCUGACUCACAUAGGGUGCAGCAACCAGCGCCGAGGUCCAGAAAACGGUGGGAGAAGAUAUAACCGGAUUCAGCAUGGGCAGUGUGCCUACACUUUCAUUCUUCCAGAACACGACGGGAACUGUCGUGAGAGUGCGACAGACCAGUACAACACAAACGCUCUGCAGAGAGAUGCUCCACACGUGGAACCAGAUUUCUCUUCCCAGAAACUUCAACAUCUGGAGCAUGUGAUGGAAAAUUAUACUCAGUGGCUACAAAAAAUUGAGAACUACAUUGUGGAAAAUAUGAAGUCGGAGAUGGCCCAGAUACAGCAGAAUGCAGUUCAGAACCACACGGCCACCAUGCUCGAGAUAGGAACCAGCCUCCUCUCUCAAACCGCAGAGCAGACCAGAAAGCUGACAGAUGUUGAGACCCAGGUACUAAAUCAAACUUCUCGACUUGAAAUACAACUGCUAGAGAAUUCAUUAUCAACAUACAAGCUAGAGAAGCAGCUUCUUCAACAGACAAAUGAAAUCCUAAAGAUUCAUGAGAAAAACAGUUUAUUAGAACAUAAAAUCUUAGAAAUGGAGGGAAAGCACAAGGAAGAGUUGGACACCUUAAAAGAAGAGAGAGAGAAUCUUCAAAUCUUGGUUACUCGUCAAACAUAUAUAAUCCAGGAGCUGGAGAAACAAUUGAACAGGGCCACCAACAAUAAUAGUGUCCUUCAGAAGCAGCAGUUGGAGCUGAUGGACACAGUACACAACCUUGUCAACCUUUGCACUAAAGAAGGUGUUUUACUAAAGGGAGGAAAAAAAGAGGAAGAGAAACCAUUUAGAGACUGUGCAGAUGUAUAUCAAGCUGGUUUUAAUAAAAGUGGAAUCUACACUAUUUAUAUUAAUAAUAUGCCAGAACCCAAAAAGGUAUUUUGCAAUAUGGAUCUUAAUGGAGGAGGUUGGACUGUAAUACAACAUCGUGAAGAUGGAAGUCUAGAUUUCCAAAGAGGUUGGAAAGAAUAUAAAAUGGGCUUUGGAAAUCCCUCUGGUGAAUAUUGGCUGGGGAACGAGUUUAUUUUUGCCAUAACCAGUCAGAGACAGUACACACUAAGAAUUGAGUUAAUGGACUGGGAAGGAAACCGAGCCUAUUCACAAUACGACAGAUUCCACAUAGGAAACGAAAAGCAGAACUACAGGUUGUAUUUAAAGGGUCACACUGGGACCGCAGGAAAACAGAGCAGCCUGAUCUUACAUGGUGCUGAUUUCAGCACUAAAGAUGCAGAUAAUGACAACUGUAUGUGCAAAUGUGCCCUCAUGCUAACAGGAGGCUGGUGGUUUGAUGCUUGUGGCCCCUCCAAUCUAAAUGGAAUGUUCUACACUGCCGGACAAAACCAUGGAAAACUGAACGGUAUAAAGUGGCACUACUUUAAAGGGCCCAGUUACUCCUUACGUUCCACAACAAUGAUGAUUCGACCUUUGGACUUUUGAAGGCAUCAUGUCAAAAGCAGUGAUAAAAGCAACAGAGAAAUCUGAAGAAGCUACCAAAUAAGAAACUGCUCGAAAACUUCUGAAGCAAAUGAUAGUGUCUCCCUUCCAGCCACAAGUGGCAGUUAUGUGAAGUCACCAAGGUUCUAGACUGGGUUUGGAGCCUUUUGAGUUCACCAGAGUCUCUCGAUGAGGUUAAUUGUGUUCACAUGGCUUGACUAUGGAGAAUGCCGCUCACUGUCAUGUUUUAAAAAGGGAAGAAACUGUUCAGUUCACUGUGCUUCAAACUACUACUGGAUCUUAUUUUAGAACUGUGGUAGCCAGGUGAUAAAAUGGUUUAUGUCAUGUAAAAACUGAGAAGAAGGAAGGAGGAGGAGAAAGGGAACAACGCAAAAAGAAGAAUAUACAUGAAGAAUACAAGCAGGGCUGCCAUAAUCGUUUGGAAAAGUCUCACACCAGUGCAAUGGUGUUAUUUCUAUGCAAACCUACUAAAAAUCAGUCUAUACUGUUGUGUAAUUUUGAUAGAAGUCUAAGAAGAAUAAGCAUUGCCCUCUAAGUUGGUUAAGUGUUAAUGGAUUCCAGAAGCCUAACUCUUGAAUCAUACUUACUCCUUGAUUAUUUCAGUUAACCCAUCCUCAAAUGUAAAUUCCUUUUUGCUAAACCAUGAUGAAUUGUAGAACAUGGAGAAGAAAUAGUGUAAGGUAGAAACAUCCUCCGUUUACUCUUUGUUUUUUUUUAUGCAGUUUUCAGGAAAGAAAUGGGCAUAAUCAAGUGUGGACAUAUGAAAUAAGAAAUUAACCCCCUAUGUGACAGUUUUCACUUACUUUAAAAACUGACUGAUACACAAAUAUAUUUAUAGCGUGAGUAAAGUUUAAAGAAUGUGAAAUAUACCAUCAUGCUCUUAAAAUAAUAUACGUGCAUUUACUAUUUCCUUUGAUAUUAUACAUGAAAACAGUAUUUUUGAGUAUAUUAAGUUGGAGUAAAACCAAGGAAGCUGGAACAGUUCAUUUUACAAUAUCAUCUUGCGUGUGUACACUUAAGUGUAACUUCUUUACUUUUAAAAUAAUGAUUUCAGUUCUUCAUUCUGUUAUUUCAUGCUAAUUUAAUUUUUGCCAAUUAACUGAAACAUGCUUUCCAGAUUCACCCUGUUCCAGUUUCUAUGAGAGAUACACUUUGAAGUCUAUGAAAAAUAAAGGAAGAAUUAUAAAUAUCACUGUAUAUAGCGUUUUAGUUCCAUGGUAAACCUAAUAGCUGUUUAAUCUGGAGUGCAAAUAGUCCUUCAUUGAUGCAAAUAAACCCAAGUUUUCAGAGAAAUCUACUAAACUAUUUUAUGAAAUACAUUAUUUCUUCACAUUUUUCUCUCUCAAGCUCUGUUUUCAAAGGAAAUAUCUGAUUUUUAAAAAGCCAUU
Molecule: messenger RNA, 3268 nt
Organism: Mustela erminea (ermine)
Lineage: Eukaryota; Metazoa; Chordata; Mammalia; Carnivora; Mustelidae
Gene: ANGPT1
Product: angiopoietin 1
Exons: 9
Coding region: 366-1862 (498 amino acids)
Biological process (GO): Tie signaling pathway; angiogenesis
Molecular function (GO): receptor tyrosine kinase binding
Source: RefSeq, a predicted model, not a curated record